Messenger RNA from Klebsormidium nitens, 498 nucleotides. NCBI's taxonomy places the organism in Eukaryota, Viridiplantae, Streptophyta, Klebsormidiophyceae, Klebsormidiales, Klebsormidiaceae. The record is from the annotation of a GenBank genome assembly.
AUGGAAGAUUGGGAUGCGGAUUGUCUGGCCGCAAAUGGGGGGCCGCGAAAGCUGCUCUUGGAGGAGGGGGGCGAGCGCAGAAUCCCGAGCAGCCGGGGCCGCGAAGUCUCUGUUCCGCAACUUCCUCGGCGGAAGAGCGGAUCUUGCAGCAACGGUGGUGCCUUAGCAGGCAGAUCGAUCGAGACGCGAGCGGUGCUGUCAAGCGGGAAGCCUGGCACGAAGGCGGCGGCGGCUUGGCACAAGCGUUUCCGCACUGGCGUCAGCGCCUUGGCUCCGAAAACUCCGCCAGAGGGCCCGUUGUCGUCUCAGGUCUUGCGGACAGCAUCGGAACUAGAGCGCUACGAAGUGAAGCGCGUGGCUUGUGAAGAGGAAUUCAGAGGGUUUAGAACGUUUAGUUGGCGAGUGGAGGCGUUUCGUGUGCUCUGCGGCAGCGGCUUUGGGGCGUAUUGGGCCCCGCGCAAACUUAACCAGGAAAGUGCAACGAGAGCGGAACGGUAG